AUGCAGCAAUGUUUUAUUUUUCUCAUUUUCAUCGGCAUUUCAUCAAUACACUCGCAAGUGUUGUAUCAGUGUAAUUUCGAUGGGAACAAUGAGAACUGUUUUACAACAACUAUCACUGUGACUGCAAGUGCAGGAGUCAUAGGCCGCUUGGCACCGGAUAAGCCUUUAUCAGACGUUUCUUCAAGUUUGAAAUCAACAGAGAAUGGAGAAAACUGUACUCUACCUUACAGCGUCAAUGAUUAUACAUGGGAUAUGUACUUUUGUAAUAAAAAUUAUUGUCCAACAAAGAACAAUCCUAGUAGUAGAUGCAGAGAUGGUAAAUUCGGGAAUAUCUUAUUGACAAGUAAUACUAAGCGAACAUACCAGUUGAAAACAGUGGCUGGUGGAAUCGAUGGUGUUAAUGAACAAUGUUUAUUCUACUAUUAUUACAUGUCUAAUAUGACUGAGAAAGUGAUUGAAGUAAGAAAAGAAGAAGCAGAUGGUACAAGUGAAAUUAUUGAUUCCGUAACAACGAGUCCGUACAAUGGGUGGGUCAUAAGAACUAUUCAAUUCAAUGCUCGAGCAACGAACUAUAAAAUCUUCUUCGAAGUGCAGAAAACGGCAGGAUCUCAAUUACCUACUAUUGCGUUUGAUGAAAUAUCGAUUAUUCAAGGAGCUUGCGGAGGUACAGAUACUACAACGAGUUCGUCAUCAACUACGACAAGCGUAAUGGUACAGACAAGUUCAACUACUACAAUGAUCCCAGUUGAAACGACAACAAGCACUACUUUGCAGACGACUGACAGAACAACAACAACCACCACCACAACUACUCCUGAAGACACCACUGAACUAAUCACUACAACCACUACCCUCACAACAACAGCCACAACUACUACUACCACUCCAGAAGAAACUACUCAAUCAACUACCACCACAACAACAACAACAUCUACGACCACUCCUGUCGAAACGACCGAACAAACAACAACAACAACCACAACUACUACUACCACUCCGGAAGAGACUACUCAAUCAACCACCACCACCACCACAGCAACAACAUCCACGACCACUCCUGUCGAAACGACCGAACAAACAACAACCACAACUACUACUACCACUCCGGAAGAGACUACUCAGUCAACCAUCACCACAACAACAACUACAUCUACGACCACUCCUGUCGAAACUACUGAACGAACAACAACAACAACCACUACUACUACCAUCACCAGUUCGACGGAGAUUAUUGAACCAACGACAAUCACAACGACCACUAUGAAAUCUGAUACAACAUCUACUACUCCAUCGGAAACAACAAUUACUCACAUCACAUCAACGGGACCAGAAGAGGUUACUACUCAAUCACCAACUUCGACGACGACAUCAACAACGAUCAUGUCGUCCAGAACGUCAAGUUCCACUACAAGUCUGUCUCAAACGACAUCAUCAACUUCAAUGUCAACCGAGUCAUCCGAGUCAUCGUUACCAAGCAGCACAACAUCACCAAUCGAAACCGUUGUUAUCUCUUCGUACGAAACGGUUCUUCCACGUGAGAAAAGUCAUAUUAUCGUUAUGGCAACAGUGAUCUCUAUCGUGUGGAUCGCAUUUAUCAUUGCUGUUCUUUGGGCGAGAAGAUCUACUGGUGUACUCGGUGGUAUUAAUGAUCCGUUCACGGAUUCGAGCAGAAGUGGCGAAUCUUCCGGUAGCUACGAAUUGGGCACAGUUUCCGAUGCUUAG
Molecule: messenger RNA, 1722 nt
Organism: Adineta ricciae
Lineage: Eukaryota; Metazoa; Rotifera; Eurotatoria; Adinetida; Adinetidae
Source: the annotation of a GenBank genome assembly